Molecule: messenger RNA, 1486 nt
Organism: Hevea brasiliensis (rubber tree)
Lineage: Eukaryota; Viridiplantae; Streptophyta; Magnoliopsida; Malpighiales; Euphorbiaceae
Product: putative F-box protein At5g55150
Exons: 2
Coding region: 455-1486 (343 amino acids)
Source: RefSeq, a predicted model, not a curated record
ACUCUUUUCUACCAUGGCGGAAGACCCGAGUGCUAGCUCCAAAAGAUUAUAACUUUCUUUUUCUAAGGAUUCUUCCAUUGUCGAACCAAAUUAGUCUAAGCUUCAACCUGAACUUCUGAGAUUGAUACUUUCAAAGCUAUCUUUUGCUCAAUUCAUUCACUUCAAGGCUGUUUGUUCUUCUUGGUAUUCCAUUGCAAAAUCAUAUGUCUCUUCUUUGUGUCAAACAGCAUGGCUCCUGCUUCCUGGCAACCAAGAACAUCAUGCUCGUUGCUUCUUUAGUCUUGAGGACAAUAAAACAUAUAAGAUCAAUAACAUUGGUAAUCUGUUCGGUAAUGAUGCUUAGUGUGUUGGUUCAACUUAUGGGUGGCUAGUGCUUUUGGAUGAUGAAGCAAAAGCCUUCCUCCUCAACCCCUUUUCACAAGUUCGAAUUCAGUUGCCUACAAUUGAGAGGUUCAUGUUUCAAGUUAAUAAAUCCUACUUCAUCCAACACUUGAGAAAGGUUUUUAUCACCAAAGCUAUCUUGCUGUCAGAUUCAUCUCAUGACAACAACUAUGUAGUUGUACUAAUUUUUGGUUACCUUUCAAGGCUUGCUUUCUGUAAGAAAGGAGAUUCAGGUUGGACUAUUCUUAGUGGUGCAUCUCAAAGCUAUUGUGAUAUCAUAUACUUUAAUGAUCUUUUUUAUGCAUUAACGUGGGAUAGUUCCAUUGAAGUCUGGGACUUUCAUGCUUCUUUGCCAAUAAAGAAAAGGGAAAUCCACCCUUCAACCACAAGAGAAAUGUUGGAAGCUACAAAGUGUUUCAGAAAUUUACAUUCUUGCCAAACUUACUUGGUGGAAUCAUCUAGCGAUCUUUUACUGGUGCUAAGGUAUAUAGGGAAUUUUGUUAAUCAAGAAGGUAAAGUUAUUGAUGAGGCAUAUCUUCUGAGUGGUGACAGCACCCAGCCUUUGGUUUGCCCAUAUCAAACACUCAUGUUUCAUGUUUGCAAGUUGGAUUCCAGUGAGCAAAAAUGGGUGGGAGUAGACAAUUUGACGGAUGAGGUAUUUUUUCUAAGGGGAAACCAUUCAAUGUCACUCUCAGCUCAGUAUUGUUCAAGAUUUGAAAAGAAUUCUAUUUAUUUUACGGACGAUAAUUGGAAUCAGAUGAAUGAGGAUGACUUGAAUAGAGGCCAUGAUCUUGGCAAGUUCAGCUUUGAAGAAAAGAUUGUGAAACCAUUAAUGAAUUUUCAUCUAGAUCGGGCAGUCAUGAUUUGGGUAAAUUUUUUUAAUGUGGGUUUUAGAGUAAGAGAAAUAUUUAUAAUGAUAUGGGUUGAUGCAAAAUUUCCAAGGCAGGCAAAUGUUGUCAUAGUUGGACUGCUGAAUCGAAUCAAAAGGAUGGAGCUUGAGAGAGAUGUGGAAAAGAAAGAGAUCGAAAAAAAUUAUAGGAGAUGGAAAAUGGUUGUGGCAUGUUUCUUGUUGUGUGUGAUUAGAAGAAUUUUCUUUUGUGCUUAG